Messenger RNA from Aspergillus calidoustus, 594 nucleotides. The record is from the annotation of a GenBank genome assembly. NCBI's taxonomy places the organism in Eukaryota, Fungi, Ascomycota, Eurotiomycetes, Eurotiales, Aspergillaceae.
AUGGGCUCGUCCUCUGAAGAGCACGCUUAUCACGCCCAAGAUACGAUUGGGAGGACAAUCAAAACCAUUGGGCUUACGGGCUCCGUGGGUCUGUUUGCAUCAGCUGUUCAAAACACCCUCGCUCGACAGAACGUGGGACCAUGGGGAAUCUUCGUGAGAAGUGGCGGUACCAUCGGUAUCUUUGCUGCCAUGGGAGGUACAUAUGAAUUCGUUAAGACUGCGUCCGCCAACCUCCGAGAGACCGAAGACUACUGGAAUGUCGCUCUUGGAGGCUUCUUCUCUGGUGCAAUUCUCGGGCUGCGAGCUCGGACAUUCCCCGCUCUUCUCGGUUACGGCGCGGCACUUGCUACCACAAUGGGUGCGUUCGAGUACACUGGUGGGACGCUGUAUGGCCGUAGGCCGGAGCGCAGCGAGGACGAAUUUGAGCGUCGAACACAAUUGAGGACGCAGUGGAGGACUCCUGGUGAGCAGACACUGGCUGAGCUCGGUGAGGGACGUGGUAUCUAUGGCCCUGGAUAUAAGGAGCGGCGAGCAGAGAGGAUCAAGGAGGCAUACGGAAUUGACGUUCCUACCUCCAGCGUCCCCGCUUCAUAA